CACCUCUACCACCCCAACACCUCUACCACCCCAACACCUCUACGAACCCAAUACCUCUACACGACAAACCCCGGCACUCCACACCAACCCCCCACACCAACCCCCCACACAUCCAUUCACCCUUCACACCACACCACCACAAUGACGACACAACCACCCACACCCGCCACACCCACAACAAUGACCGACGACAACCCCACCCCCACCCCCAACCCCGACCGCCGCCGCGGCUCCUUCUCCAGCGCAACCUUCUCCGCCAUCUUCGGCCCCCGCGGCGCCCCCGCCAACGGCACCAACGGCACCCCCCCCUCUGCCCUGCGCCAGAACCCCUCCCCCCCCUCCUCAACCACCUCCUCCACCACCGCCGCCCUCCCAACCCCCUCCUCCCGCCGACGCAUGUCCAUCUCCACCCUCGGCCUCUCCGGCUCCCCCCUCUCCACCUCCGCCGGCGCCACGACCUUCUUCCCGCGCGACCGCCGCGCUAGCAUCGCCUCCUCCACCGCCUCGAGCCUGACUAACUCUGCGGUCUCGGAGUCGGCGAUUGAAGACGACUCGCCGGAUUCGGGGAGCGUGCCUACCACCCCGUUUUCGAGACAUAUGUCCUUCGGUGGGUCGUCGGGGCUGUUUCCCCGCGGGUCGGGGAAUGGAGCGGGCGGCGUGGGACCGACGAGUCCACAGUCCAAGUCCAGAAGCCCCAGUGAUGCGGGGGGUCUGAAUUGGUCCGAACAAUUCCGGGAGCGCGCAGCGAGCGCCGUUCAUAGGCCUAUGAUGGGCAGUUCCCCCCCUGCUGCGGGGGGGGGGUUUGGUAGCAUGGGAGCGCAGGGGGGUCAAGGGGGACCUCCGCAUGUGAGAGCGAAGAGCGAAGGGGGUGAUCAGAUGAUGGCGCAGGUGCCGGCGAGGACGCAACCGCAGCCGGUGCCGCAGAGGAAGGAGAGGAUGAAGCCGGAUGAGGUGGGGGAGAGGAUGUUGAGGGGGGAGUUUUAUAUGGAUUGAGCUGUGAGAGGGAGAGAGUGUUUGUAUGUGUGUAAGGGAAGACUUGACGGUGCGGAUGAUGGCUGUGUGACCUGGUGCCCGUCGCUGCAUUUGUCACGUUUGCUCGGUUUCUUGCUGACGUAGGCCGGCAGACGGGGGGAUGACCGGUGGCUGGCACGGCGGAUACACGCACCUCAUCCCAUCACGCAUCAUACACCCAGCUCAUCCCAACCACACCUGAGCGCUCUACCUAUGCACAUACAUUCUCCCCAUCCAGUUCCCCCGACGACCGAAACAAACAAACAAAAAACAACACCAUCGACCAGCCAACACACCCACCCACCCACUCGCUCACUCGCUCCCUCUGCCCAGGGCAAAGCAAAAACAAACCAAUUCAAGAAGAAAAAAGGAGCUGCGACGGAUGCGAUGGCGGCGAAAUGAGGGGGCCUUUGAACGCUUUGUGGGCAAGAAAGAGACGAGGAAUUCUGAAAGAAAAAAAAAAGAGGGGGGGGGGGGAGAAUGUUAGAAUCUUGGCCAUGGCGAGGGGCGCGGCGCGGGAUACUCGCAAAGAGGUUCUUCGGGCGGUGUUAGGGGUGGGAUGGCUUGCAUACACAUACAUUAUCUCUGUAUGAAUUCAUCAUACCUUUUUUCGGGGGCCUGCUUGCCCUCAAUUACCUUGUCUUCUGUUCUGUAUGAAUAGCUCGUCUUUACCCGUCUUUUCGUGUUUUUUGGGGGGGAGGUUUUCGCUGUGGUGAGAGGGGGAGGGAGUGGUUUUGGGAGGCGGCUGGUGGGACUUGCUUUGCUUCGGCUGGCGCGGGGAGGGAGAGGAGGUUGCCCGAGG
Molecule: messenger RNA, 1813 nt
Organism: Pseudogymnoascus destructans
Lineage: Eukaryota; Fungi; Ascomycota; Leotiomycetes; Thelebolales; Thelebolaceae
Exons: 1
Coding region: 142-993 (283 amino acids)
Source: RefSeq, a predicted model, not a curated record